AUGCUGUUUCCCUUCCUUCUCUUUCCUUUCUUUUUUUCGCUCUGCACUCUCCUGCACACGGCGCACGUCCGAGCAACAAAGACCCUGAAAGAACUGGAGAAGCGGAGAAGUCUGGAAAGCCAGCGGCCCCAAGAGCGCCUCCAAACCUCGAUGAGUCGGCUCGACCAACCGUUUCUUCAGCAGAGUUCUCUCGAGAUUCCUGGUUCCUGGGAAUAUUCGCGGCUCUCCCUGGCAGGUAGAAGCAAUUUUCGACUGCCUCCCAAAGCUACAAGCAGCGGACGUGCGGCCGAUUCAACACAUUAA
Molecule: messenger RNA, 303 nt
Organism: Histoplasma capsulatum G186AR
Lineage: Eukaryota; Fungi; Ascomycota; Eurotiomycetes; Onygenales; Ajellomycetaceae
Exons: 2
Coding region: 1-303 (100 amino acids)
Source: RefSeq, a predicted model, not a curated record